This is a messenger RNA of Austrofundulus limnaeus, 2177 nucleotides long. RefSeq names its product partitioning defective 3 homolog B. Lineage: Eukaryota; Metazoa; Chordata; Actinopteri; Cyprinodontiformes; Rivulidae. Gene Ontology annotation, molecular function: phosphatidylinositol binding. Gene Ontology annotation, cellular component: apical plasma membrane; cell cortex; apical junction complex. Bases 75 to 1409 code for a protein of 444 amino acids. The transcript has 9 exons. Gene Ontology annotation, biological process: establishment of centrosome localization; cell adhesion; establishment of cell polarity. The record is from RefSeq and is a predicted model, not a curated record.
CAUCAACUCCUGUGGAACUUGGCCCAUCCCUUGGUUUGAAGAAGUCCAGCUCACUGGAGAGUCUCCAAACGGCGAUGUCAGAGGUUAACAAGAAAUCUGAGCUCCUCCCAUUCCAUCGUCCACGCCCAAAUAUGGUCAGAGGAAGGGGCUGCAAUGAAAGCUUCCGAGCAGCUAUAGAUAAAUCCUAUGAUGGGCCAGCCGAAGAUGAUGAUGAUGAAGGUUCAGAGCCGAGUUCAGGCCGUGACACUCCUGCAAGUAGUUCAUCCCGCCAGGGAGUCGAUCAAGCCGAGGAGAAAAGCAAAAAAGACAAGAAAAAGAAGGAGAAAACCAAGAAGAAAGAAAAGAGCAAAGAGAAAGGAAAGGAGAAGGAGAAAAAGAAAGCGGACGAGCCUGAGGAAACGGAGAAGAAGAACAGGAAAAUAGGCUUCGGUCGACUGAGAUUUGGAAAGAAAAAGGAGGAGAAGAAAGAGGCAAAGGCAGCACUGCAGCGACAAAAGUCAGACAUUCUGACGGACCUGGAGCUGGAGAGGAUGAAAGAGGAAAGAGAGAGGAUUGAAGCAGGACAUCCUGAGCUGCGAGAGCAACAAAGAGAUCGGCAGGCGGGCAGCGGUGGAUCAGCAUAUCCAGACUUGGAGGAUGACGAUGCAGACCCCAACUAUGCCCAAAUCCAGUCGUUCAGGGCCCAGGAGACCGGUUCAGUGCAGCAGCCUCAGCCCCCCCUCUACAGCACAGUUCAGCGCUUUCAUGCCCGCACACCUUCACCACAAGGUCCCUCUGGCUUCCCAGGACAAGGAAAGAAUGUUAAUGAGCCUGGAGUCAUGCCAGAUGAUGACCCUCUUGAUAGGCUGUACGCCAAAGUGAACAAACCGAGGGGAGCUGGAGCUACAUCUCCUGCUCCUGCACCUGCUAAUGACAGUGUGGACAGGAUCCAGCAGUUAAAGAGAGAGUAUCAGCAGGCGAGACGAGAAGGAAUGGUUCCACCUUAUGAAGAAAUAGACCCAAGACGUCGAUGGCACGAGACUGACCCACACAGGAUGCCAGCCAGAGAUCAYCGUGCGACACCGAGGUACGAAGAGGUGGAACGUCAGUAUGCCUCCUUACCAAGACGAGGUCCGAUGGAUGCUGAUUAUCCAAUGCAGCAAUGGUCAGGUCAUUACCCCGGUCCACCUCAGCCCCAACAGAGCUACCCUCAGUCCCAGACUGGCCCACCUUAUUUUAGCUACCUGCCUGGCCAGUCAUACCCACGAUCAGCAGAGCCUCGGGGGAUUGAACCUGGCUAUUACCCCCACCCUAGCUCCCAGCAGAGAGGUCCRUUACGACAGGAUGUGCCCCCAUCUCCUACGCCUCCAAUCCGUGCACCGCGUUACGAAACCAUGACACGUGGAACUGUGGGCGGAGGUUACAGGUAGGACAGAGGAGUGGGCUUCCCAUGUGCACAAGUACAACUCCAGACACGGUAUGGAUCCCAGCACAGCACAGCAUGGUUAUACUGGAGAGAAAGAAGAAAGCAGCAACACCAAAACUACUCCAGACAAAAGAAUGCACAUGUUCMCAUAAACCAGGUUAAAACAAGCCAAUUAUAAACAGCUCCACAGUCUUCAUGCAGAAAAACACUUUACAUUUUAAUGUCUGUGUUGUCUGACACAUAAAAUAAUACAUGCAAAAACAUGAUGUGUGCGCAUGGUUUAAAGUCUUAUUGCUUUAAAUUAGUUGGCUCAAAAUUGUGGCGUACGACGUUUUGUUCAACUGGUUUCCACUGAUUGUUCUCCAACAAUGCUGAAAUUAUAAUACCUCUAAAAUUCAGCGUGCUGACAUAAAUUGUUUGGUUGUUGAUUCAAAAUAAAUUAGCCACACGGCUUGUCGUAAACACUCAGAAUUCAGUGAGAAAUCAACAGAAAAGUUGCCUUUUUUCCUGUAGUUUUCUCACAAUCAUGAGUCCCCAGGAUAAUCUCCACUGACCACAACUCAGUGACUUAUUACCUUAAGAUUGAAACAGACUGGAUGGGUUUGAUUUUCCUUCUACUCUGAGUAGAUUAUAAAUGCUAAAAAAAAGGAAAAUAGUCAUGACCUGUAUCAGUACUGCAGUGCUGAAGUCAGAGUAACAAGAGAAUUGAUCGUUUUAAUAAUAAUUGCAUCUUAAGGAAUAAAAUUAUCAAGAACUAAACCAAAAAAAAAAA